Quercus lobata is the source of this 1014-nucleotide messenger RNA. RefSeq lists its product as uncharacterized. NCBI's taxonomy places the organism in Eukaryota, Viridiplantae, Streptophyta, Magnoliopsida, Fagales, Fagaceae. The record is from RefSeq and is a predicted model, not a curated record. Bases 1 to 1014 code for a protein of 337 amino acids. The transcript is spliced from 4 exons.
AUGGCAAUUCUUGAGUUUGAUAUUACAACCCGAUCUUCCAAGCGUCCUAGUGAUAGUUGUGAUGAGCGUCCUAGUAAGAGUAAGCGAGAGUUAAUGAGCUCCCAAAUGAAUGAUGCCUUACAAUCAAUGGCUAAGGCCGCUAAGGCUAGGAUAGAGGCAUCUAAAGCAAAGGCUGAGAGGUAUAAGAGGUAUACCAUUGAUGAAGUUAGUAGCAGUAUUGUGCCUACAAAUGACUUCUCCUUAGGCAAGUGCAUUAAUAUCCUUGAGACCAUGGAAGAAGUCAAUGAUGAAAUAUUUAUGAAGGUAAUAGCAAAUCGUUUUCAGCACUCAGCUGAGACAGUGGACAAGCAAUUUAAGGAAACUGUAAGAGCAAUAUGCUGCCUAGGAAAAUUCAUUCUAUGUCCUUCUCAAAGCAAUGAAGUGCAUCCACAUAUUGCUAACAAUACCAAAUUCUUUCCAUAUUUCAAGAAAUGUAUAGGUGCAAUUGAUGGAACAUAUAUCAGUGCAUGGGCUCUAGCAUCAAAGCUAGUCAGCUAUAGGAAUAGAAAGGCCACAAUCACCCAUAAUAUAAUGUGUGCAUGUGAUUUUGAUAUGAAGUUUACAUUUGUUUACACAGGUAGCUAUUAUUUAGUGGAUUCUGGUUAUCCAUGCACCUUGGGGUUUCUACCUCCGUAUCGUACUCAGAGAUACCAUCUACGAGACUUUCGAGGUGGGGAUCGUCCUGAAGGUGCCAAAGACCUAUUCAAUUAUAGACAUUCCUCUCUUCGUAAUGUAAUUGAAAGAUAUUUUGGCGUUUUGAAGGCACGAUUUCCGGUCUUAAAAAUGAUGCUUCGUUAUAAACCAUGUCGACAAGGGAAUGUGAUGAGAGCCUAUUGCACAAUUCAUAACUUCAUUCGAAUGGCAUCAAGAAAUGAUCGCUUGUUUACUCAAUUCAAUGUUGAUAACCUUACUGUUGAAGGUGAAGAUAGGGAUAAUUCGGGUGAGCCAUUGCACAUUGUUAACUUAACUAAUUAA